GGCGACGAAGCUGACGGAUGCAGCGCCGCUACAGCGGAGCAAACGCCGCCGAGCUCCACGCCUCGGAGCCGGCCUCGGGCCGUAGCCGACGGAACUCUGCGUCUGUGGCACCGCCAGCUUCCAAGGCGCGGGCGUCCUGGACGUCGCGUGCGAUCCGCGCGGCCAUCUCGAUGCUCUUGACCUUCUUCUUGCUCAUGGAGGUGAGCUACCACCGCGGCUGCGCUGUGAGCGACGCGUACUCGAGAGCGACGUCGCAGAUCGGCGAAGUCACGCUAUCGGUGCUUGCCGAUUCGGGCACGACGCAUUGGCUAGCGUUCGGCUCGCUCGCCGAAGCGCUCUUGGCGGCGAAAGCGCCCGCCGUGUCGUUGGAGCCGAGUGUGCUCGCCGCCGCCGAAGCCGCCAAAGAGAUGGGCCGCCCCAGUGGCAUUGAUUACCACGUCUCGUCGAUCGAAGUCGCCAUCGACAUGGUCCAGCUCGAGUCGACCGAUUUUUGGAACAUCGUGCAAGGCCUCGAGGCCAAGGGCAUGCACGUCAUGUACGACCCGCACCGGCGGCUUAUGGAGAUCUAUGCGCGCAUCGACAACCCCGCGCAGUCGUGGUCUGAGAAGGCGUUUCCUGGAUCCGAGCCCAACACGUAUGGCCCGGGUCUGCCCCACGCCAACCUCUGGUUUCUCGAGCUCGAGAACGACGAGUACUCGACGCCCGAGCACUUGCCAGAGCGCACGUUUGCGGCGUCGGACAUCAUGCCGCUGCGGGAAGCGACCUUCCUCGGGCGACCGGUCGCCGUGCCGCACCGCAGCCAGCGCGUUGCCAUGCAAGAGCACGCUGUGACCCUCGCCGAGGGCACCACGACCAAGACGCGGGCGCAGUGCCUCGACGAGUGGAUGGUGGGCAUCACGUUCUACGAAGCGUCGCUCGACCGCAUCACGUGGUGGGUCGUCAGCGUCAUCGUCUUUGUACCCGUCUAUAUCGGCGUCAAGGCGGGGGUGAGCUGGGUCCACGCCUCCAAGAUGUAUCUGGAACAGGAGCACAAAGUGUAGCAUCUUUCUCGUCAUCUCCUGCCUCCGCCGACCAAAUAAAUACGAGGCGGGCAUCCUUCUAUACAUACGCCUUUCGUA
This is a messenger RNA of Saprolegnia parasitica CBS 223.65, 1118 nucleotides long. RefSeq lists its product as hypothetical. NCBI's taxonomy places the organism in Eukaryota, Oomycota, Saprolegniomycetes, Saprolegniales, Saprolegniaceae. The record is from RefSeq and is a predicted model, not a curated record. Bases 18 to 1040 code for a protein of 340 amino acids. The transcript has 2 exons.